GCUGUGCCUCUCAGCCUGUUUUAUGUGUGAGCACGGCCCAGUUGAGAACAGUAGAAGCCACCUCGUCCCCUAGUGAAACCCAACACUCCCCACACUCGUAGUUCCCUCCCUCUCCCUCUGUCCACCAUACACAAGGUUGCUGAGAGAGCUCACCUAACCUUACUUUUUUAACAACACUACACUGGAUUGUCACCCUGGAUUAUACAACAGCCUCAUACUGAGCUGCGGUCCCUGCAGAGGAGAUAUUUUGGAUUAUUGUCACCUGGUAAUGAUGCUGAGCUGGUGCUGAUUCAGGGCGUGAGUGCUGGAGGCAGAGAGAGACACUGACGACUCCCAACACUGGUGAAGUGACAGAGCAGACUGGACAGCUUGAUGGUUGCAGUAAAUUAAACAAAAACAGACGCAGACCGAGGCCCAAAUGGAACUACGACUGGGAUUUCGAAUCACCCUGGUCUUGGUCAUCCUGGCCUUGACUCUGACUGGCGAGAGGGUGGAAGCACAGAGAGCAGGGUGCAAAAAUGUCCACUAUGACUUGGCCUUUAUCCUGGAUACAUCAUCAAGUGUUGGAAAAGAGAACUUUGAGAAGAUCAGACAAUGGGUGGCAAACCUGGUGGACUCCUUUGAUGUGGCAGUGGACAAGACGAGAGUAGCUGUGGUUCGGUACAGCGACAGACCCACCAUUGAAUUCAACCUGGGGAGACACAGGACCCUGGAGGAUGUAAAGAGAGCUGCCCGUAACAUCCGCUACCUGGGGGGGAAUACAAUGACCGGAGAUGCGAUCAGCUACACCACCACCAACAUCUUCACCGAGCGGAACGGAGCGAGGCCUGCUGCCAGAGGCAUUCAGAAGGUGGCCAUCCUCCUCACAGAUGGCCGAAGCCAGGAUUAUGUUUUGGAGCCCUCUAAGGCAGCUGCCAAAGCUGGCAUCAGAAUGUUUGCUGUGGGCAUUGGGGAGGCGCUGAAGGAGGAGCUGGAGGAAAUCGCCGCUGAGCCAAAAAACGCCCACGUCUUCCAUGUGACAGACUUUAAUGCCAUUGACAAGAUCAGGGGCCGGCUGAGGAGGAGGCUGUGCGAGAAUGUCCUGUGUCCAAACAUGAAGGUUCAGCCUGAUCGCUUUAAGCCCAACAGCAGCAGUUAUGGUCUUGAAGAGGUUCCAGGGUUUGACCUGAUGGAGUACUUCAAUGUGAGAGAUAUUCUGGGAACCAGAGUCGAUGAGGGCCAAAGUUCUUAUGUCCGCCUCGGCACCAUGCCCAUUGUACAGCAAACAGAGGAUGUGUUUCCUCAGGGGCUGCCAGAUGAAUAUGCCUUUGUGACGACGUUCAAAUUCAGGAAAACCUCACGGCGUGAAGACUGGUACCUCUGGCAGGUUUUUGACAAAUAUGGAAUCCCACAGGUGUCCAUCCGUCUGGACGGCGAGAACAAGGCGGUGGAGUACAACGCCGUCGGCCUGACAAAAGACGCCGUCAGAGCCGUGUUCAAAAACCCCGAAGUCGACAACCUGUUCGAUCGCAACUGGCACAAGAUUGCUCUCAGUGUGGAGGCCAAGUCUGUGUCUCUGUACCUGGACUGCAAGCUCAUCCAGACUCUGCCCAUCGAAGAUAGGGAGGACAUUGACAUCCAGGGGAAGACGGUGAUCGGAAAGCGGCUUUAUGACAGCGUGCCGAUUGAUUUUGACCUCCAAAGGAUGAUGAUUUACUGUGACUCCAAGCACGCAGAGCUGGAAACCUGCUGUGAUCUACCCCAUGGACCUUGCCCUAAGAAAGUGGUGACAGAGGCUCCCCCCGUCGAGAUCCCCACCCCAACACCGACUGUCGUGGAACAACAAAGAGGCCCUCAAGUCAACUGCUCCUGCCCUGCGGGAGGGAAGGGAGACAUCGGUGCACCUGGCGUUGCAGGUCCCAAGGGUGAAAAGGGUGACACUGGCUCUGUCGGCGCCAUAGGACCGUCGGGCAUCAAAGGAGAAAAAGGAGAAACUGGCAGAGUCAUUUCUGUCAAAGGCGACAGAGGUGAGAAGGGUGAUUCAGGCAGAAUAGGGUUGACAGGUCCUCCUGGACAAAAAGGAGAGAAGGGACUCGGUGGCGUGCCUGGAAUUGAUGGCUUACCUGGAGACAAAGGAGACGACGGUGAAGCGGGACUGCCAGGUGAUCCAGGGCUGCCGGGUCAAGCUGGACAAAAGGGAAUUCAAGGGGACGCGGGAGUUCCUGGCGUUCCUGGACUCAGAGGUGUCACUGGUCAAACUGGAGGUAAAGGUGAUAAAGGAACUCCAGGAGCUGCGGGCCUGGCUGGUAUCGAUGGAUUCACUGGAAAACCUGGUGUUCCCGGGAAAGAUGGUUUAAGAGGACUGGCUGGUGCACCUGGCCCCAGUGGAAUUAAAGGCGACAAGGGGGAGAGAGGCCUGCCUGGAUUACCUGGGGAUGUGGUUCAUAAAGAAGGCUUGCGGGGAGAAAAGGGAGUGGUCGGACCUGCUGGGCCUCCAGGGGCCGAUGGGCCUCCAGGGCCUCCGGGUCCUCCUGGUAUGCAGGGCCUACCCGGGGAGCCCGGAGAGUUUGGUCAAAGGGGAAAGAAGGGUGAAAAUGGAUUGCCUGGAGUGGAUGGACUUCCUGGACCUCCAGGCCCUCAGGGUCCACCGGGCACCCCAGGAAACCAAGGUCACCCUGGACCUCCUGGUCUACCUGGUGAAAUUGGAUUUUCGGGCAAACCUGGAGAGUCUGGAAAGCCGGGUCUUCCUGGUAAAGACGGUCUGGACGGUCUGCCUGGAAAUGAUGGCGCCACGGGGGCCAGGGGAGAGCGUGGAGCAGACGGUUUUCCUGGCAAGUCUGGACCUAAGGGUGACGACGGGCCUCCGGGACCAAGAGGACCUCCAGGGGAGAGAGGAGAAGCUGGGUCUCCGGGACAACCAGGUUCUGAUGGAACAAGAGGAGACAGGGGAGUUCCUGGGGAGAGAGGAGUGGAUGGACCAAGUGGGCCCAAAGGUGAUAAGGGAGACAAGGGUGACGUUGGAUCGAGGGGACCGCCGGGCAUUCCAGGAAACGUGGCAAACGUCAUCCCCGAGCCUGGUGAACCCGGAACACCUGGAGAGAAGGGAGAGAAAGGAGAUCAAGGGAAACAAGGAGACAUUGGUCAAAGAGGAUUACCUGGUGAACAAGGCUUCAAGGGACCGCCUGGACUGCCAGGUCCAAAAGGUGACACCGGAGCUCCGGGAGAGACGGGACGUGUUGGAGACCCUGGUCCACCUGGCAUCGCUGGCCCUCAAGGUCUCCGUGGACUACCAGGGAGUGUGGGCAUACCUGGGAUCAUCGGGCCUCCCGGUCCAGCUGGACAAAGAGGAGACAAGGGUGAAGUGGGUAAACCAGGAUCACAAGGUCCCUCAGGCACACCUGGAGAUCCCGGUUUGACUGGACCCCCUGGACCACCAGGGAAGGGCAAAGACGGGCAACAGGGAGAUCAUGGACCACAGGGAAUUCAAGGACCUCCAGGGCUAAAGGGUCAACCAGGACCACGAGGUGAACCAGGAGUACCAGGUGAAAAAGGUUCACCAGGAGAAGGCAAAUCGGGACCACCGGGACAACCAGGAAAAAAUGGGGACUCUGGACCUGUGGGCUUGAGGGGUCCACCAGGAGUCGCUGGUCCUAUGGGCCCAGCAGGACAUAAUGGUUUACCAGGAAGGCCAGGAGAGAAGGGGUCUGCGGGAGAGCCUGGAAAGGCAGCAGACCUUUCUGACCUGAAUUUGAAGGACGUUUGUUCAGAUUGUCCUGCAGGACCACCCGGGCCACCUGGUCUCCCAGGAGUCCCAGGAGAUAAAGGACACCAGGGACCUCCAGGAAAAAGUGGUGAAGAUGGUUACCAGGGCCCACCAGGGCCAGCGGGGCCCCCGGGAGUCUCUGGAGCCGAUGGAGGAAAGGGUAUGAAAGGUGAUCGUGGACCUGCUGGGAGCCCUGGAGACAAAGGAGAAAAGGGUCACCCCGGACCUCCUGGUCAUCCAGGUCCGUCUGGUUUAAUGGGCACAGCGGGUAACGACGGACAGCCCGGCUCUGUCGGGCCUCCUGGUCCCCCUGGAGAAAAGGGCAAAGAGGGUCUCAAAGGAAUCCAGGGACCACCAGGGCUUCCAGGAUUAAUAGGUCAGUCUGGAAAAAUGGGGAAGGAUGGGAGACCAGGUGAACCAGGAGAACCCGGCAAGCAAGGUGAACCUGGGCCACCUGGAAACUCUGGCCUCAGGGGCCUCCCAGGCUUUAAAGGCCACAGAGGAGAACCUGGAGGUCUCGGACCUAAGGGAGAAGAUGGAAAACCUGGAGCACCUGGCCGAGACGGCAAACCUGGAAAGGAGGGUUCAAGGGGAUCAACAGGUCCAGAAGGAAUUGCUGGGCCAAGAGGAGAGUCGGGCAAACCGGGUGAACCAGGACCAUCAGGAAAAUCAGGUCUCCCUGGAACUCCAGGCAUGAGAGGAGACAAGGGAGAGCCUGGCAACCCAGGAUUACCAGGAUUUAGUGGGCCUAAAGGCCCUGCGGGUCCAGCUGGUCCUGUUGGCCCUGAGGGAAAGCAGGGGAUGCCCGGCAGAGCUGGUGAUCGUGGCUUCAAAGGAGAUAAGGGUGACACAGGUGUGAAGGGAGACAAAGGACAUUCGGGAGAACCAGGCAUGCCUGGAAACCCUGGACCUCCAGGCAGGAAGGGCCACACAGGAAUGAUGGGAAUGUCUGGUCCACCAGGAGAGGUGGGGCCUUCUGGGCCCCAAGGAUCUUCAGGAAACCCUGGUCUCCCAGGCCCAAGGGGAGAGUCUGUAUCACUGGAGCAGAUGAGACGCCUCGUACAGGAGGAGCUGGCAAAACAAUUAGACGCCAAAUUGGCUUACCUCAUAGCUCAGAUGCAGCCAGCCCAUGUGAAGAGCACAGCCGGCCGCCCGGGACCUCCAGGUUCUCCAGGUAAGGAAGGCAAUGCCGGGAGACCUGGCCCACCUGGCGAGCCUGGCAUGCCUGGGCAGAAUGGAGGAGAAGGACCCAGAGGACCCAUGGGCCCUAAAGGUGAUAAGGGAUCAAGAGGAGAGAAGGGAGAACCUGGUAUCGGUGAAAGAGGAGAACAAGGUGUCACUGGUCCAAUAGGUCCCGCUGGCCUGCCUGGCUAUGGCAAAGACGGAAGCCCAGGGCAAGCCGGGGCUCAGGGAGAGCCUGGAAACCCUGGACCCCACGGUCAGCCAGGCCCUGCCGGUCCCCCCGGGCAAUGUGACCCCACACAGUGCGCCUACUAUGCCAGCCUGGCACAGAGACCCCACACCAAAAACGUCAAGGGGACUUAAGAUGGAGAGGAGGCACAGAGGGAGUACGAAGUCCAGCUGUAUUUAUGAACUCGGUUGUGUCCGUCUCCAUCAAGAACUUUUGCCUUUUCAAGAUAACCUCAGUACGGAGAGCUGAAGCGAUUUGUGCUGCCGGUCAGAUUCUUUAUGUGUUGUUUGUUUGUUGGUUUGAUGCUUGGGAUGGACAGGGAUUGAGCAUCAGGGGACUUUUUUUUUUUUUUAGAAAAUAAAUAUGGGGUAAAGAGGGCAGCUAAACUUUUUUCCUCACUUGCAUGCUUCCUGUAAAAUAUAAAGGGAGAUAACAAGGAUGGCACAGUCUCCAUCGGGAGGAAAGAUUUGGGAUCCUGGCAUCUAAAUAUAUCAUCAGUAAUUAUCUCACAAAUGUACAGCAGGGCCGAGUCUUUUUUUCCUUUGUCCUUUUGACACCAUUUUACAUCCAUUAGACUUCAAAGCCCACACUGUGCUCCAUCACACUAUCGCUGCCAGUGUCCAUUUCUUAACAAUCUGUUGGUCGUGACUCAGUCAACGGAAAAAAUGAUCUUCUUGUCACCGACUGAAAUAGGGGAGGGGCCAGACGGCAUGAGACGAACUCUCAGAUCGUAAUCAUAGUGAUUCUGUGGAGGAGAGUUAAUGAAUGAAUGACCACAUUCGUGCACUUCUUGCCUCCAGACUCGUCGAUGGCAUUGCAAAGUCAAGUUAUUUUUAUUUGGAUAUGACUGAAACAAAAUGGGAAUCUGGGUUAAAGCAAAAUGUACUUUUGUCACAAGCCAUAAAUUAGAAUCUUGGCAACAAUGUUCUUGAUAUUUAAAGGAAAAUGACAACACAGUGGCCUCAGUAUCGCCUCUAUACAUCUACUUUUACUUCUGUUUCCCCAGACAUGGAGACCAUCAGAUUUGUACUCUUAUGUUUAAUGAUGUAGCUGUGGCCAUUGUGUGUCUGAGGUAUGCAUGGACCCGAGCAGUGAACAGCUUUUGACGAGGUGUUCUCAUCGCAGCAGCCUUUGUCCACCUUUCUUAAAAAGCUGCUCGUGUCACUUCCUCUCUGGAAAGGCCCGGGCAGCUCAGCUCAGUUCUGCUCUGAAUAGACGUUGCUUUUCUCAUUCACUUCCUGGAACCUAAAAUUGGAGACCUGCUUCCCUGCAUCCAAAUGACCAGAGCAUUGUGGUCAGCACUUUGAAAGCUGUUUAGCUGCACGUCCCUCAUGGACCAAUUUAACUUAUCACCAGCCUCGGAAAUGCAGUUCUGUCGUCUAGAAUCUAAUAAACGGGCCUCCAUAAAAAUGAUCACACUUGUCUUUGUUUUAGAAACAUAAAUAAACCAAAAGCAGCAAUGAUUCCGUUUUGGGGAAGCGAGUAAUAAAAGAGAUAUUUGAUAAGAUGUACAGGUCAGAGGUUAUCACAAUACGGGCCAGUCAAACUCGGGUUAAUUAAAGAUGAAUGUCAAUGUGUUGCCUCUUUUUGACUUAUUUUUGUAGAAGUUUUAGAGGCAGCAGUAAUUUAACUUGACAUAUAAAGAAAUGAAAUGCAUGCUCACUCAGUUCAAUACUUAAAUUUGUCUCUAUACGGUCUGACGUGGUCAGUGCUUCCAUCUCUGAAACUCUGCUGACAGAUCUGAGCAUCGUUGUAGAACAGUCGUGUCGUGGCUCACACACUCUCCAGUCGUGAAUUACACUGUCACACAAACACAACCUAGAGGUGGUGCAGAAGUCUAAAGUGUCUUUCUCAGAUUGCAUGAGUGACAUCAUGUUAGGAGGUUUUUAGGGAGCAGGUGUUUUCAUGUUUACAUUUACAAUCACAAAAAGAUGUUUGAAAAUGUGCCAUGUUUAUUAAAAACCCUCUGGUCAACAGAAAGGUCAAAGUCACCACAGGUGAUAUUUUAUAUUUAGUGACAUUAUUCUAACCUGAGGAACCUGCACUGCACCACAGUGCAUGUUUACAGCCCCCCUGGGAGAGCUUCAAGUGAAGUGAAGUAGGUUUGAAAGAAUCACCUGCUCUUUUAAGUCAAACCGCAGCAGUAUUUGCGUUUCUUAGCUUUGUUAAUGCACAAAUAAACCAUGUUACAGGACGGGGUUAGUCAGUCUCGUAUGUUUUCCAAUGCUUAUAGGCCAUGCCAUUUCUUUAUUUUUUAACUUAUCUUGAUAAAUUAUUCACAAUUUGAACCAAUACAGAUGUGUUUUAGUGCAUUAACUCAACUUUAUUUACUUUGGUUUUUGCAAUUUACCUUUUCCUGAUAAGUCGGUGCUGUUUUUAAACGAGUAGCCUAUUGUAAAGUACUGGAAAGACACAUGUACUGUAAUGUAUAAUAAAGAAUGGAACAAAGUCAUUUUAUAA
Messenger RNA from Solea senegalensis (Senegalese sole), 7613 nucleotides. It is a transcript of the gene col22a1, whose product is annotated as collagen, type XXII, alpha 1. The coding region runs from base 419 to 5287 and encodes 1622 amino acids. Lineage: Eukaryota; Metazoa; Chordata; Actinopteri; Pleuronectiformes; Soleidae. The transcript is spliced from 65 exons. The record is from RefSeq and is a predicted model, not a curated record.